Messenger RNA from Brenthis ino (lesser marbled fritillary), 330 nucleotides. Lineage: Eukaryota; Metazoa; Arthropoda; Insecta; Lepidoptera; Nymphalidae. The record is from the annotation of a GenBank genome assembly.
AUGAUGCGUAAAACUUGUCAACCGAAAAAUAACGUGUCAGAUGAAAAAAUUGAUCCACUAAUCAAAGGCGAAUUUAUUGAAGACAGAGAUGUUAUGUGCUAUACAGCCUGCAUUAUGAAAAUGGCUAAUGCGAUUAAAAAUAACAAGAUCAAUUAUGAAGCAGCAAUCAAACAAGCAGAUUUACUUUUGCCAGAUGAGAUAAAAGAGCCUGCUAAAGAAGCGUUAACUGCGUGCAAGAAAAUCGCGGACACCUACAAAGAUAUAUGUGAAGCAUCGUUCUAUAUAACGAAAUGUAUUUAUAAUCAUAAUCCUGCAAUAUUUUACUUCCCU